This is a messenger RNA of Brachypodium distachyon (stiff brome), 1081 nucleotides long. RefSeq lists its product as uncharacterized. The transcript has a single exon. The coding region runs from base 210 to 944 and encodes 244 amino acids. Lineage: Eukaryota; Viridiplantae; Streptophyta; Magnoliopsida; Poales; Poaceae. The record is from RefSeq and is a predicted model, not a curated record.
CGACGGGUACUUUCAUAAUCUUCUCCACAAAACUUUGGCAAAAGUAAGCGCGUUUCGAACGGAAAGUACCUUCGGAAGUUGGAACCAAACCCCGUUGACUAGCAAAAAAAUAUUAAUGCUGCUUGGAGCCUUGGAGGGCGCGCCACGGCAAAGCCAGCACAUACGAGUACAGCAACAUCAGCUAACACGACACCAAUCUCUCGCAUCCAAUGAGCCGCAUCCAACAGAGGAAGAAAUCUCACAUCCGACAGAGGAAGAAUCUACCAAACGAUCGAUUGACUCCCAUGGCCAGUAAUGGUAGGACCAAAGACAGCAUGGCAUUGGUGCGCAAGGAGACGUCGUCAAGGCCAACGAAGCGGCACGGCGUCCCCGACAAGCUCCUGGAGCUCAUCCUCCUCCUGUGCCUGAGCUCGCCCCUCUGUCUCGACGGCGGCCAUGGCCUCGUUUUUGUUCCCUCAUCUCCACCAAAGGUCGCUGUCAAUGGCUGCCACUUCUCCCUCGACUUCCUCCCCGCAGGCGGCGCCGGGGCAUGGGAGAUCGUCGACAGCCGUCACAGCCUCCUCCUUGUCGCCAAGAGGAAACCCGGGUGGAGACGCCACCGCUUGUUGCCUGACCUCCUGGUCUGCGAGCCGGUCACACGGCGCUACAAGCUCAUCCCAUCCAUGGAGGAUCAGGGCCUGAAAUACCACCGCUGCAUUGGUGUUUUCCUCCACGACUGCGGCGCCGCAGAGGACCUACGACAUGGAGCGGCCGGAUCAUCGAUACCAUGUCAAGGUUCACGGUGGUUUGCGUGCUCUACCACGAGUACGCCGGAGUAUCUGGUAACGUUGGCACCGCCAGGGCCUUCAUGUUCGAACGGGCCUGGAGGGGAAAGAUUGGCUGGUACGCGAAGAAGCAAGCGCCGUACAGGCCCAAAAUCCACCUUCAAGGUAAGCAGCCCCUGAGUUUCCUGGGGAGCGCUGGAGGUUCUCUGUUCUGGGCCAUCCAAGGGGACUCUUCCUCCUGGCUAGCUUUUAUUCCGGUCUGCAAACGAGUUUGCAUUCGUCCCGCUGCCGGACCACAUCCGAGGGUUGCCUGUGCG